Cladocopium goreaui is the source of this 1055-nucleotide messenger RNA. The record is from the annotation of a GenBank genome assembly. NCBI's taxonomy places the organism in Eukaryota, Dinophyceae, Suessiales, Symbiodiniaceae.
CAGGCCUCUGUGCUGGCACUGGGUUCUGGAUUUUUGCUCUUCGAGCUCGAACUCUUGGAGACCUUGAGGCGCUGCCACAGCAUAGUGCCAUCUAUUGUGCGCCUGGUCGAUCCUCUUUAUCGCCCCGCAGCUGACUGCAGCGCCACGCGGAGACGCCAACAUGCAUUUGCUCUGGAAGCGAUAGAGGAAUUCAGGACAUGGUUCCCGGACACAUCGGUUGUGACAUAUGGUUCCGUUGCAGAGCUCAAAGACGAGGAGAUCUCAGUGGACCUCGUGCUGCAAUUGGAUGCUGAAGCGUUAAAUUAUGAGGAUGUUGUCCCAUUCCUUUCUCGCUUGUCACCGUGGGGCCUGUUUCUACGUCUAAGUGGCUGCGAGGGACACGGUGAAGAUGGUGAUCUUUUCCGUCGUCUCUUGAAAGCCACUGCUGAUGGGGAGGCCAUCUGGCGGAGCACCGUUUCAGCUGAUGCCCUGCAGCGGAAAAACUUCCAAGCCCCAGAGCUGCCAGAGCUGCGCCGGCGGUACUUGGAAAGGUUUGUGCAUGCCUCCCCUCAGAGCAGGGAAGGGCGGCUCUUUCGAGUCACCGCAGAUGGAGUGCCCAAAGGUUUAGUUGUCAUCCGCGACGCUCCACGACUUGAUGGUCGGCUGAUUGGUUGCAAGCACCGGGGGGAUCUGGUCGUGGCCAAUCACGAGGAGUGGCCUUGGGUGUAGCUGUCCUUGGAGGACUGAGCCUACUAGUAGUGAGGCAAGUAUACUCAGUUGAUCUCAGCUGCAUAUUCGGUAUGUACUAUAAAUGUCGACUAUGCAGUUUGUCUUGCAUACGUGUUUGACUCGCAACUUGAUUGACUGCAGAUAUCUUUUCGUGCCAAGAGAACUUUAAAGGGCGCAUCUCCAGCUUGAGGACAACUGGCUGGCAGAGACAAUGGAGCUUUUCAGGCUAGAAGGGAGGCGCGACCUUCCGCAAGCUUGGAUGCUGAAAGAUGGAGAAGCGUUGGGAUUUGGCACGCUCCUGCAAGAGCUUGACCUGAAAGAGGGUCGAAGUGUAUGCUCAGAGGGGC